This is a messenger RNA of Dissoconium aciculare CBS 342.82, 2430 nucleotides long. RefSeq lists its product as uncharacterized. The coding region runs from base 248 to 1948 and encodes 566 amino acids. Gene Ontology annotation, molecular function: zinc ion binding. Gene Ontology annotation, cellular component: peroxisomal membrane. Gene Ontology annotation, biological process: protein import into peroxisome matrix. Lineage: Eukaryota; Fungi; Ascomycota; Dothideomycetes; Mycosphaerellales; Dissoconiaceae. The transcript has a single exon. The record is from RefSeq and is a predicted model, not a curated record.
CGACAGCAUUCCUCCGACUCGAUAGACCCAGGGAAGGGAUAGCGUCAUCUUCAAAUCAGGCCCGUCGAGAUCGAUCAGAGAGACUCCAUUCGACACACCACGCAACACAACACCAGGACCAUCUGCGGAAACAGAUCACAACAUCGCAACAUCGCCUCGACAGGCCACGAGCAUGCGAACGACCACACCCUGACCACGUGGGCCAAUCACUCACUCAUCUCCAUCUUGAAACCAAAAAACCACCUCGAUGGCCGACUUCGCCGCCGCGCAAGCCCGCAUCCUCCAACGCCGCGCCGCCCGCGAAGCCUCCCUCAACGCCGCCGCCCAAUCCUCACGAAAUCUUACCUCUACCAACGACUCCCUGCCCCCAUCCAACCGACUCUCCCGACUGCCCACACCACUACGAUCCCUACUCACCAGCACAAGCUCCAGCACGCGGACGCUCUUCAACCUCGUCUCGAGCCCCUACGGCACCAACCCGGCCUUCCGCGUCGGCCAGGUCGACGCCGAGCUCCUCGACGAGGCGCUCCUCGACCUGCUCAAGAAGCAGGCGGGCGAGGGCCUAAAGCUGUUCGGCCCGCAUCUUGUCGACGACUGGGAGGCGGAGGUCCUACUGCUCCUGCGGAUCGUGCUGUGGAAACUGUCGAUCUGGGACCACGGCACGAGCUAUGGCGCGAGCCUGCAGGGGCUGAAAUACAUCGACGCUCGGGGGAGGGGGAAGGUCGGCGCGGCGUUGACGGCGGCGGGGAAAGAGGCCAGUCGGGUGCAGCGGGCGGGCCAUGGGCUGGUCAUGGUCCUGGGCCGGUACGGGUGGACGAGGUGGGAGGAGUAUCUCUCGGCGCAGGAGGGCGGGUACGAGAUGCCGAGCGCGCUGAUCCGGAGGUUAAGUCGUCUAUCGGGUCUCUUGACGAGCGGAUACAACGUCGCGGCCCUGGCAUCCUUCGCGGUAUUCCUCUGUAAUGGACAUUACCGGACGCUGACGGACCGGAUCCUCCGACUCCGCCUCGUCCCCGUCUCCAACCAGACCAGUCGCGAGGUCUCGUUCGAGUUCCUCAACCGCCAGCUCGUCUGGCACGCCUUCACCGAAUUCCUCCUCUUCCUCCUCCCGCUGGUGGGCAUCACCCGGUGGAAGCGCUGGCUGGCGCGCGCGUGGAAGAAAUUCUCCACCCUCCCCAUCUUCCGCCUCCGAAGACCCGGAAGCAAACUCCACCCCAACCUUGACGGAGACGACGACGACGCCACCCCGCGGCCCGCCGGCGAGCUCUCCUUCCUCCCCGAACGCACCUGCGCCAUCUGCCACCAGGACCAGAACCCGACCAGCGGCGUAUCGGAACAGGACGUCCUCGCCGGCAGCGGCUCCGGCGGCAUCGCGGGCUCCGCGUCCACGGACAUCACCAACCCCUACGCCGCGGACCCCUGCGGCUGCAUCUACUGCUUUGUGUGCCUGGCGCAGCGCAUCGAGGGCGAGGAGGGCGAGGGGUGGACGUGUCUGCGGUGCGGCGAGACCGUGGGGGCGUGCGCGCCGUGGGACGGGGACGUCCUCACCGCGGCGGCGGGGGUGGCAUCCUCGAGGCCGGGCAGUUCCGGCGGCGGUGGUGCCAGGCGAGGCUCGACGUCGCCUGCUUCCCCGCGGGGCAGUCGAGCGGGGACCCACCCCCGCGGCGCAGCGGGCGAGGACGAGGAUGAGCGGCGGAGCGAGCGCAGCGCGCACUCCCAUGCGCCGCCGCGGCGGCGGAAGAGCGUCAUGUUCGACCUCGACGACGACGACUCCGAGAGCUUGAAGAGGACGCUCUCCGCGAGGAGCAGCGAUGGUGGCGGCAGUCAGUUGAGCCGGGUGGAUCCCAUGCCGAUGGACGACGACGGCGACGCCGCGAUGAUGAUGGGCGGUUGGAGCCGCGCGGACGAGGACGACGAGGCGAUCGAGAGCGGAGACGACGAGUACGAUUGAAAAUUCUCCCCCGGGGACGAUGUUCUUUAAUUCUUCAUUUUUGGCAGGGGAGGGAAUGGACCUUUUUUUCUCUCUCAGCGAAGAGGUCUGGAUCGGACAUGGAUUCUUCUUCUUUUCUUCUGGAUUCUUCGUUUCAUCUUCUCCUUCUCCAUCCCUCUUCGUCGUCUGCUUGCGCCGGGUGGUUGGGGUCUGUGUAUCCCCCCCUGCACGGCCUUGACCACGCUAUCUACCACGGCCAGUCCCAAUCUACAGGUCUUGCCCUCCCCACAUAUAAGAAUACAUUCUGACCAGAGAAGGCAGUGCCGCGGAUCCCCGGCCGUGAACAUCCCGAUUUAUCGAUGGAGUAACGUCCAUCCCUGUGACCCGAGACGCACUGUGUCCCGAGACAUAUUUUAGAAAUUGCUUUUUAUUGUCGUAUCAUUCUUAUUUAUAUAUAGAACCAAUGAUUGAAUAUCGACGACGAAGUUGAAGUUCCCAACAUA